CCGCAUGGGAUACAUCGCAGAGACCCCGGAGGUCGACACACAACACACCCAAAUAUACACACACACAUACAAACAUGGUGUCCUCUGCGGUGCUUUUUGUGUUUACGCUGUCCUCCGUGUGUGGACUCGCUGUGGCAGAAAGAAAACUUGCAUACGUGACUGUGCUGUUUCGACAUGGAGACAGAUCGCCAAUCAAAGCCUAUCCUACUGACCCCUACAGAGAGAGCGACUGGCCUCAAGGCUUCGAACAGCUGUCGCAGGAGGGGAUGAGGCAGCACUUGGACCUGGGCAAGUUUCUGAGGAGUCGUUACAAAGGCUUCCUCAAUGAUUCCUACAUCCGGCACGAGGUCUUAGUGCGUAGCACAGACUACGAUCGCACCCUGAUGAGUGCCGAGGCCAACCUUGCAGGUCUCUACCCCCCUAGUGGUCGGCAGAUCUUCACACUCGACCUGAAGUGGCAGCCGAUACCUGUGCACACCGUGCCACCAAACGAAGAGAGGCUUCUCUCAUAUCCUUUGAAAGACUGUCCUCGUUACACACAGCUGAUGAAUGAAACCAGACACACGGAGGAAUUUGCUAAUGUCACUGCAGCAUACAAGGACUUCCUAGAGCUGGUGAGGAAUAAAACAGGACUGAAUAAGACAGACGUGGAGUCAGUCUGGAGCGUGUAUGACACACUCUUCUGUGAGUCCCGUCACAACAAGACAGCUCCCGAGUGGGUGACUCCUGACGUUAUGGGGAAGCUUCAGUUUCUCAAUGCCUUUGCCUUUCAGGUCAUAUUCGGACUCUACAAACAGCAGGAGAAGAGCCGGCUGCAGGGAGGUAUCCUCUUAGGGGAAAUAGUGAAGAAUCUUACCAAGAUGGCCGCCCCAGACCCGAAGCAGCAACUCAAACUGAUGAUGCUCUCAGCGCAUGACACUACUGUAGUUGCUCUUCAGGCCAGCUUAAACGUGUUCAAUGGACUUCAGCCUCCAUACGCCGCCUGCCACAUCAUCGAGCUGUACAGGGAGGACAACGGCUCUGCUUCGGUGUCCAUGUUUUACCGGAACGACAGCGCCAAGGACCCGUACCCUCUCCAGCUACCAGGCUGCGCCCUCGACUGCCCCCUGGAGGACUUUGUGAGAAUAACCAAGCCCUCCAUCUCAGACGACAGGGACAAAGAGUGUCAGCUGCAUUUAAAAGGCUUUAUGAAAGUGCUCAUCAUCACUGUGUCCGUGGUCAUCUGUCUGCUCAUCCUCAUCGCCUGUGUCUGUUGCUUCAGAAAGUGUUGUUGCCGCAAACUCAACCAGGAAGGUGGAGAUUGAAAAGAUUUGAAACCAGAGAUUGUGACCACGAACCUUGCCUACACAUCCCCCUGGUGGCCAUUAAAAAGAAUACAAGGUCAAAGCUUCACUUUCAUACUUAAAGUCUACGUCCAUAUCUGUCAGUGUUUUAGGACAACUUGCAAUCCUUACACAACAAAGUUUGUAUGAAUCUAUCUUUCUGCAGUUCGGAUGGUGUUAAUUCAUCAGGUGCUCUUUAUGCAAUGUCAUAACAGCUUCUUUUUUUUCUUCCCCCAAGCCCUUUGAGGUGUGUUUAUCUAAAAGGGGGUGUUCAUAAAAAAUAAAAGUGCUUCCGCAAGACAUUAACAUACCAGCUCGUUUAACCAGAAACAAAGUUAAAAUACAGCUAAUUUUCAAGUUUGUUGUUUAAUCAUGGAAACUGAUUGCUCUUUGGAACUCUCUCUGCCUUUUCCUUCGGUGACACGACCAUCAAAUAUACCUGAAACUUUCAUCUCAUACACUUUUUAGAAAAAGAAAAUGCACACAUGGUUUGAUAUAACUCAAAAUGUUUCCUUCUUUGUACAUGUGAAGUUAUGAUCGGGGACUGUGAACUAAUUAGCACACUGCCAAAACCAUCAUUGUACACAGUUCAUAAUAAAAAAACAACACCGUCUUGAUUAUAUUUGUCAGUAUUUGUGUCCCUGCAAUUUACCAGACAUUGAGAAUGUUCUGUGGUUGUAUAUAUGUAUUUUUUUCUUUUUUGGAAGAAUAAAAUGAUCAGUGAUUUGGA
Molecule: messenger RNA, 2052 nt
Organism: Mugil cephalus (flathead mullet)
Lineage: Eukaryota; Metazoa; Chordata; Actinopteri; Mugiliformes; Mugilidae
Product: lysosomal acid phosphatase-like
Exons: 13
Coding region: 75-1304 (409 amino acids)
Biological process (GO): dephosphorylation; lysosome organization
Cellular component (GO): lysosome
Molecular function (GO): acid phosphatase activity
Source: RefSeq, a predicted model, not a curated record